AUGCAAUGUCAGGGAAUUGAAGAGAGAACGGUGACGAUGACAAGGAGGCGCAACGCGGCCCAUCGGGGCGCAGAUCGAGGCGUCUGCGCCAGGCGGGAACAGCACUCUAGCAAGUAUGCGCUUUUUAGCUCCGCGCUAGCCUUUUCUCAGGGGAUGCUGAUUUUCCCUAAGACUUUGCUCGCGCAGCUGGACAGCAAAAGAGUUGCUGUCGUGUGGACAGUAGGAAAGUGGUAUUUCGAGGUGCCAGGUACCACAGUCAAGACUUGCUUCGGGCGCCCCGCGUGCCCCCGUUGCCGCGGCGGGCCAAACACCGAAUCACGAGGCACGAACAUGGCUAAGGUCAGAUCUCCUGAAGAUGGACUUAACCUUUAA
This is a messenger RNA of Lachancea thermotolerans CBS 6340, 372 nucleotides long. RefSeq names its product KLTH0F15840p. Bases 1 to 372 code for a protein of 123 amino acids. NCBI's taxonomy places the organism in Eukaryota, Fungi, Ascomycota, Saccharomycetes, Saccharomycetales, Saccharomycetaceae. The record is from RefSeq and is a predicted model, not a curated record. The transcript has a single exon.